AUGAAAGUAGUCGCCGAGAUGGGUGCUAUUCCGAUCGUGGACUUCGGCGCCUGGUCCGCGGGUUCGCCCGCGGAGAAGCAGAGAAUUGCCAAUGAGUUGACAGACGCUGCUCGCGGUGUGGGAUUUGUCUACAUCGUAAACCAUGGCGUUCCGGAUGACGUUCUUGAGCAAGCAUUCGCAUGGUCCAAGAAACUCUUUGAUCUUCCGCAUGAGAAGAAAAUGCUGGCACCGCAUCCUCCUGGGCCAAACGUGCACAGGGGAUACUCCUGGCCUGGUCUGGAGAAGGUUUCUCAGUACAUCCAUAAGGAUGGUGAGGAUUCGGACGCAGAAGAUCAAGAGCUCCGCAAAGUGGAGGAUUGCAAGGAAAGCUAUGAGGUCGGCAGUGAAAACUGUGAGAACAUGCCGAACGUUUGGCUGCCAGACGAGGUUCUUCCGGGGUUCAGGGGCUUCAUGACCGACUUUUACUGGAAGUGUUUUGGGACAGCGCAGGACAUUCUCAGAGCGUUGGCCAUAGGAAUCGGCCUCGGUGAUGAGGACUUCCUGUUGAGGUUUCACAACGGCCACAACAACCAGCUCCGGCUGCUGCACUACCCGCCUAUUGAGAAAGAUAAGCUCGAAACCAACGCCAUGGCUAGAAUGCCCGCACAUACCGACUGGGGAUCCAUCACCAUGCUUUUUCAAGAUGACUGCGGCGGUCUGCAAGUGGAAGAUCCUCACACCCCCGGGAAAUUUGUAGAAGCGGUCCCCAUCAAGAACGCCAUCAUCAUGAACGUUGGUGAUCUCCUGAUGCGAUGGAGUAACGACUACCUCAAGUCAACACUUCAUCGGGUCACGCUCCCGCCACUCCAGUCAGAGCCUGUAAAUGGAAAGGUCAUGACACGUGCUCGUUAUUCGAUUCCAUACUUUGUCAGCCCCGAUCCCAGCGCGGUUAUUGAGUGCCUGCCCGCAUGCGCCGACGAGAAGAACCCGGUCAAGUAUGAGCCUGUAGUGCAGGAGGACUACAGAAGGAUGAGAGCUAAGCUUCAGUAUCCGGAGAAGCCAUCCACUCCUCUCGCGGUGGCAUGA
Lasiodiplodia theobromae is the source of this 1065-nucleotide messenger RNA. RefSeq names its product Isopenicillin N synthase. The record is from RefSeq and is a predicted model, not a curated record. Gene Ontology annotation, molecular function: dioxygenase activity. Bases 1 to 1065 code for a protein of 354 amino acids. NCBI's taxonomy places the organism in Eukaryota, Fungi, Ascomycota, Dothideomycetes, Botryosphaeriales, Botryosphaeriaceae. The transcript has 4 exons.